Beta vulgaris subsp. vulgaris (sugar beet) is the source of this 827-nucleotide messenger RNA. RefSeq lists its product as uncharacterized. The transcript is spliced from 3 exons. The record is from RefSeq and is a predicted model, not a curated record. Gene Ontology annotation, cellular component: mitochondrion. Lineage: Eukaryota; Viridiplantae; Streptophyta; Magnoliopsida; Caryophyllales; Amaranthaceae. The coding region runs from base 228 to 509 and encodes 93 amino acids.
AUUAAGAUCAACUUAAAAAUUAGAGUGCAAGCAAAACGAUACGGCCCAACUUUUUUUCUUCCUUUUCUGGUCAUUUGGGUUACAUUUUUCUGACCGUCAACACUUUCACAAUUGCGACGAUUUGAGCUUCAAGAUUCACACUCGCUAACAAUCCGCAAAAACUGAGUUAAAAUCAUCCAUUUUUCGCAAAAGCUUCGUACAUUUUUCUGGGUUUGUUGGUGAAUUAAAUGGGUUAUAUACAAGAAGCUAGAGAAAAUCAUGUUAAGAAGAAGGUUGAAGAAGCUUUACGCAGCAAAAUGAAGCAGAAGGCAUUAAAAGAAUGUGAUGAUUAUGCUGCAAAGUAUGCUGAAUGUGCUUAUGGAAGGACUCUAUCUGUUGUUUGGAAGUGUAGGCAACAAGCUAAGGAGUUGAAUAGUUGCCUUCAUCAAUAUACCAACGACAGUAUUCUAGAAGGAUUGAAGAAAGAGUACAUGCACCAGCAGGAGGCCGAGAGCUCUGCCCGCGUUUGAGUUUGUGGUGUGAGAUUAUUCAAAUUAAACCAAGGAGCCACUGAGCAAAAGUGCAGUGGUUGGACGUUGUGUAACCUUUGUUGGAAUUUCACUGACUGCACAGCUACAUGCAUCUUUUUUCACAGCUUCUUCCACUGUUAUACGCCAAAACAGAGUGAAAUUGUGAUAACUGCAUGCUCUGCUAUUUAAUUUCUGCUGUAACUAUGCACUCUUGACUUGUAGGAAUUUUGACAAUUAUGCAUUGUAGUCUAAAUGCACCGGCAUAAAACCCAGGUUGAACUUGGGAAUAGAUAAAUAAUUGGCCCAAAAUUAAUUCAA